Messenger RNA from Girardinichthys multiradiatus, 9568 nucleotides. RefSeq names its product acid-sensing (proton-gated) ion channel family member 4a (gene asic4a). The transcript has 10 exons. The coding region runs from base 346 to 2013 and encodes 555 amino acids. Gene Ontology annotation, biological process: sodium ion transmembrane transport. Lineage: Eukaryota; Metazoa; Chordata; Actinopteri; Cyprinodontiformes; Goodeidae. Gene Ontology annotation, molecular function: ligand-gated sodium channel activity. The record is from RefSeq and is a predicted model, not a curated record. Gene Ontology annotation, cellular component: membrane.
UCCUUGUUUUUGACAGCUGUAUUACUGCUGAUAACUAGGACUGUGUGAACUGAUCAAGUACUGAGACAAGCAUUCAGAGCAGCAGCAGCAGCACAGCAGCAGCGCUGUAGUCACAAGGAGCCGUGGCAGCAGAAGCAGCAGCAGCAGCACUAUCAGUCACAGCGCAGGCAGCAGCGACAGCAGCAGCAACAAACUCUCUCCCGUCUUUUCUGCCCUCCUCUUCUUUCUGGAGUUCUAUCCCGCUCUGAGGACAAAAGCCGGGGAAGUAGGAGGGAAGUGAUCCAGGGCUGAAAGCUGCCAUCAAGAAGAAACAAAAAAAAAAAAAACGCAGACCUGGCUGCCCACAUGCCUAUCGAAUUUGUUUGCAAAAUCAAAUUUGCAGAGGAGGAUGAGAAGCAGAAAAGCAAGCAAGAUGGGGAUAAGGAGAGUCUGAUCGAGGAGAGCUGCACGCCACCGGCCAAAGACUUGGCAGGGUUUGCUAACUCCUGCUCUCUCCAUGGGAUCAACCACAUCUUCGUUUCUGGCCGCCUGGGUAUCCGGCAGACUCUCUGGGCUCUUGCCUUCUUGACUUCUCUGGCACUCUUUCUGUACCAAGCGGCCAAGUGUGCCAUAUCCUACCUGGAACACCCUCAUGUGACGGCUCUGAAUGAGGAGGCAACCCCAGAGAUGGUCUUCCCCGCCGUGACCAUCUGCAACAUCAACCGAUUUCGCUUCUCGGCUCUCACCGAUGCAGACAUCUAUCACCUGGCAAACUUGACGGGUCUGCCCCCCAAGAACAGGGAUGGGCACAAACCCACGGAUUUGAUGUAUCCUGCACCCGACAUGCAGGACAUCUUCAACAGGACGGGACAUCAGUUGGAGGAGAUGCUGAUGAGCUGCAAUUUUAGUGGACAGAACUGCUCAGUUGAGGACUUCUCUGUGGUUUACACCAGAUACGGAAAAUGCUACACAUUUAAUGGCAACAAGACUACAUCCAAAAAGACCAAGCAGGGCGGGAUGGGAAAUGGACUGGAGAUCAUGUUGGAUAUCCAACAGGAUGAGUAUCUGCCCAUCUGGAGAGAGACAAAUGAGACGUCCCUGGAGGCCGGCAUCCGAGUUCAGAUCCACAGUCAAGACGAGCCUCCCUACAUCCACCAGCUGGGCUUCGGCGUCUCCCCUGGCUUCCAGACCUUUGUUUCAUGUCAGGAGCAAAGGCUAACCUAUCUGCCUCAGCCCUGGGGGAACUGCCGCUCCACCAGCAAGGAGAAGUUCCCGGGAUACGAUACGUACAGCAUCAGCGCCUGUCGCCUGCUCUGCGAGACCAACGAGGUCAUGCGGGUGUGCAACUGUAGAAUGGUCCACAUGCCUGGAACUGCUGAUAUCUGCCCUCCCAGUAAAAUCAACUGUGUUGACAAAGCACUCGCACAGCUACAGAAGAGCAGUGGGGAUAUAUGUCCAUGUGAGACGCCCUGUAAUCUCACCCGGUAUGGUAAAGAGCUCUCCAUGGUCAAAAUCCCCAGCAAGGGCUCUGCUCGCUAUCUCUCCAGAAAAUAUGACAAGUCAGAGGACUACAUCAGAGACAACUUCUUGGUAUUAGAUAUUUUCUUCGAAGCACUGAACUAUGAAACAAUUGAGCAAAAGAAAGCAUACGAUGUUGCAGGUUUAUUAGGUGACAUUGGUGGACAGAUGGGUUUAUUCAUUGGUGCCAGCAUCCUGACAAUCUUAGAAAUAAUGGAUUACAUCUAUGAGCUGAUCAAGCAUCGGCUACAGCGUCUGCUGAGACCACAGAAAGAAGAGAAGAAGAAAACCCAGCCGACCUCAACUGUUGCAACAGUGGGUCUAGAAGAAAUGAAAGCAAAGGAGCCCAAUGACACGACACGGAGUCACCCAGAGGGGGCAUACGCCAACACAAUUCUCCCUAACCACCACGUCCCUCAUCCCCAACCUCAUCCCCACCCUCUUCCUCUCCCUCGUCCUCCCCCUCACCACCAUCGCCCAGGACACCACGGGGUGUUCGAGGACUUUGCUUGCUAAAGCCAACUUUUGUUUCCAGUCCUGGUGACAAAACAAGACAGGGACUUUCUGUGUUAAGACAACAACAGACUCCCCCUUUCCCUCCCUCUGCAUCUCCGUUGUUUCUUUGCUCUCACCAGUGAAAAGCUACAGCCAAAGUCAAAAACACCAAACUUGUGCUGCUAACAAACCACUUGUACAGUAUGUACAGUAUAGGCACAAAUUUAGACAUGGUUUCUUUUAAUUUUCUUCUGUUUUUCUUGUUUUGAUUUGAACUCAACUUAAGUCAGCGUUACUUUGACUCCGGGCACAUUGGGACUGCAGGACCAGCUCUUUGGUACAUGAUCUCUACGAAGGGAAAAGAGGAGAAAUGUACAUCACAAUGAUCCAGUUUCUUCUCUAAAAAAGGAUGUAUUUAUUCAGUUGGCAUCUGUUUUAAUUAUUAAUUUUAUUAAGGCUGUGUUUCUGAAUCUACUCUGACUUCAUGAAGCUGUAUCAAAUCAUUACACAUGAUAAAUUAUGUAAUUAUUUAACAAAAUACUAUUAUCUGUCUGUUCUGUAUUGUAUACAAGGUAACAGUACUUCAGUAAGCCAACCUUGUUAGUGUUAAACCAUCCAAAGUGUGAGUGGACUUAUUUAGGCUGAAAAAUGUGACCUCUGCUUUGAAGAGCUAGCAGCAUCUUUCCACAUGAAACAUUCUCUUUGGCUUGUGGUUAAGGUGUUAGAGAGUAGCAGUGUACCUGUACAUAAGUCAGGAAGUCCUACCAGGUUUCUUGUUUAUAUUUACUGACUAUAUAACUUAUGUAUUAUCAGUUUUAAUUAUUUAUACGUUUUAGAGAAGAUUUUUUAAUAUAAAAAUAGCGAUCACGAUUGUAGCAAAUACUGUACACCUGACUCUGCAGAUAUACCCGACUGACGACUGCCAACGUUGUUAUCAAAAUGUUAACAGGAAUGGACUCAGACUUAUAGUGCAAUGCAAAAGUAUUCAUAACCUUUAAAACUUUUUAUAUUUUGUCAUAUCACAUCCACAAAUGUACCUCAUUAGGAUUUUAUGUGACCGGCCAAAACAGAGUGGUGCAUAAUUGUUCUUCCCAUCAUUAUGACCAGCUACCGUGUGUCUGCUGAUAAACAUAAUCUCCACAGCAUGAUGCUUCCACCACAGUAUUUCACAGUGGGCAUGGUGUGUCCAGGGUGACGGGCAGAGACACCUUUUCUGUCAAACACAGCAUGUUGCAUGAAGGCCAAAAAGUUACAUUUUGGUCUCCUCCAGAGAACCUUGUAUCACAUGUUUGCUGUGUCCUCUAAAUGGCUUGUGGCAGACUUUGAUGUAUAUGUCAACAAAAAGUUGUGCUUUGGAUAGAUUCUUCCAUCUGAGCCAUGGUUCUCUACAGCUCCUCCAGAGUUAAAAUGGGCCUGAUUCUCUGAUUAAUGCUCUCCUAGCGCUACACUUUAGGCAGACGACAAUGUCUUCAUCGUUGUGCAGUGCUCUUUCCAUUUUCAGAAGAUUGAGUGAGGCUCCUUCAGUUGCUUAAACUUUUUAUAACCUAACCCCACUUUGAACUACUCAACAAUUGUAUCCCUGACCUGUUUGUUGUGUUCUCUGGUCUUUUUAAAACUGUUCUCUAAAAAACCUUUUAAGGUCUUCACAACGACCUUAACCUUGACUUUUGACCAAAAUUGGUUGCAUGUUUUAAUUUAUUUAGAGAUAAUAGAUUAGAUAAUAGAUAGAUAAUUAGCAUAAAUUUGGAAAUUGUAUUAUGAUUUUCUCUCCACUUCAAAAUUAUGCACUACUUUGUGUUGAUCUAUCAGAUAAAAUCCCAAUGAAAUACAUAAAAGCGUGUGGUUGUAGUGUGACAAUACAUUCAAGGGGUGUGACUACUUGUGCACUAUACCCACAGUAUGUUUUCUGUUUUUAUAUUUCCUGCAUUUUACAAGACAUCACAAAAAUCUUUGCAUAAGGAUGACAAGCUGUUUGUUCUUAGUUGUAAAAUGCUUGUAUUUGAAUUAUUCCUAUAAUGUCUCGUUUUUUCCUUCCAUCCUACUCUUCAUUUUGGUUAAUAACACAACUUUCAGCUGACAUAAGCAAUAAGAGACGGAAUCUUACUUCUUUUGCCAAGUCAUCUCCUUCAGAUGUGGGCCGGAGCGAUGGCAAGAAGCACAGCAGCUUAUUACAGUGUGAACCUGGCAUUAAAUUGUGUGUGCAUGUGUGUGUGUGUGUGUGUGUGUGUGUGUGUUUGCAUGCAUACUUUAACAUUUUGCACACAUGACUGAGCACAUUAAGGUGACACAGCUCAGCUAAGCUGAUCCAGUAAAAAGAGUGGAUUAGAAUCAAAGAAGUUAGUGGAAAACUAGGCAGGUAUUAUUGCAGUUUGUGGGGUUUUAUCUACAAACUCCAGAUCAGAGAGGGAACGGGUUCUGUAAUAUAAACACUGUUACAGAGGGUUGGUGAAGUCUUUUUGGUUAAGGCGUGAAAAUAUGGGACAAGGACAUGGUAAAUUGUAAGAGCACAAGUUAGAAGAGUGGAAAUAGAAUUUAAUACUGAAGACUUUACUCAUGUUCAUAUUUUCCACUAUUGUACAAGGUCAGUCUAGUCACUGACGGCUUUUUCCACUGCAGGAACGUCCCUAAAUUCACAUGGCCAGAGCUUUUAAGAAUUUUGUUUGAGGUUUCUUCAUUUUUUAACACAGUCAGGGACCAUACAGUCAGUUGUUCCAUCUCUUUGUUAUAGAACCAUCACUGUUUCAGAUGUUCUGUUGAGUAUGGGUUUUAUCCUCCCAGCGAACAGGUAGUGUGGGACAAACGUUUUCAUGCCCCUCUAACUUGUUCACAUUUUGUCACAUUAAAACCACAAACUUUGUCAUUUAUUGGGAUUUUAUAUGACAGGCUACCUCAAUGUAGUGUUGUAUUAUGAAGCAGGACCAUGGUUUUCCAAAUUUCUUAUGAAUACAAAUGUGAAAAGUGAAAACAAUGCAGCUGCAAGUCUUUUGGGAUAUGUCUCUACCAGCUUUGCACAUCUAAAGACUGGAAUCUUUGCUUGUUCUUUGCAAAAUAGCUCAAGCUCAGUCAAGUUGGAUUUCAAGGAUGUUUUCCUGCUGGAAGGUGAACCUCUGCCCCAGUGUCAUGUCUUUUGCAACUUUCAACAGCUUUCUGGAUUGCUUUGUAUUAAGCUCAACCUAUCUCCCCAUCUGCUCUUACUUGUCAUGAUCCACACCAGUUUGUAUUUUUGUCGACUGCACUCAUCUGAUUUCUGGUAAUCCCUGUUGUACUUAAGUCUGUUUUCUGUUCCCUCAUUGUCUGGUCAUCUGUUAUCAUCCGUCUUCAAUGCCUCCGACAAUAUCCUGUUACUGCUUCAGUCCUUCAUCAUCACCCUCCAUGACAUCACCAGUGUUCCAGUCCCUGCAGAAGAGAAGCAUUACCACAGAAUGAUGCUGCCACCACGGUGUUUCACCUUGGGUAUUAUAUUUUUAGGGCAAUGUGCAAUGUUAGUUUCUGCUACACAGUGUCAAAAAGUUUCAAUUUGUCUCAUCCAGUCUACAGAUUCUCCUACCUGAGCUGUGGAUUUUUACAGAUCCACCAGUGUAACCAUGGGCCUUUUUGCUGCCCCUCGGAAUACUGCUCAGAGUGGACGGCAACACAGUGGUAGCUUUGCAGUUGGGUCAUACUCUUUCGAUUUCUAGAUGGUGCUUUGGACAGUGCUCUGUGAGAUGUUUAAAGCUUGACAUUUAGUUUUAAAACCUAACCCUGUUUUAAAGUUCUCUACACCUGUAUCUCUCGCCUGUCUGCUGUGUUCCUUGCUCUCCAUGAAGCUGUUUGUUCACUAAUAUUAAGACCUUCACUGAAAAGCUCUUUUUUAAUAGAGAAUAAAUUAUACACAGGUGGACUCUAUUGAUUAAUUGGGUGACUUUUGAUUGCAACUGGUUGCGCUGGAUUUUAUUUAGGGGGAAUAGAGUUAAGGGAGGCUAAAUAUGAAUACAUGAACAACAGUUUCUCUUUAGUAAAAAAUCAAUUUCCUUUCAUUUCGCAAUUACAAGCUGCUUUGUGUUGGUCUGUCACAUAAAAUCCAAGUAAAAUACAUGCUUGUAACUUUAAUGUGAUGAAAUAGGAAACAGAAAAAAAAAUCCAAGGCUUAUUUAUACCUUUUGCAAGGCUCUGUAUUUUUCUCUUUGUAUUUUAGUAAAAGUCUGGAAGCACUUGCAAAGAAAAUAAAAAAGGUUGUGUUUUUUUUUGUUGCUUUUUUUUUUUUACAAGCAUGGCGCUCUGCACACAGCAGAAAUUUAGCUCCAGAUUGUAUUUUCUAAAAAAGGACAGAACGGUGGCAGAUAAGGAAGGCUCUAUGUUUUGUUUUGUUGAUGCUAGCUUUCCUUGGAUGCCUGUAAUAGAAAUAACUGCACAGAAAGUUACCUUUAACUAUCAGUUAAACUACAAACUAGAAGGAAAAACAAGCCAACACAUAAUUUAGUGUUCUCCCCUAAUCACUGGGCCUCUGUGGAAAGCAAAUUAAAGUGCAGUUUCUUUGCCUAUUGCACAGCUAACUCAUCAUUGCUUAUUAAUUCAGCAAAUAAUUGUUCUUGAUUUAUAGCUAUUUGCUUUGUUUUUAUUAAAGUGGCCAUCCAUCAUCAUAUUGCCCUAAGUGCAGUAAGUGCUAGCACACCACUGUAAAACAUGAGAAUACAUGUGAGGUUUCAUAAGAUUAACUCUAUUAUCAUGAUGUAGAUAUGUAGGAUUUCAGCCGAACAUUCGCUCUCAUGGUGCAGUUUGGACUUGAACGAGUGAAAACAUGUCAUUCUAAAAUUAAUGCACAUGUGGUGACAGCCACUUUAUAUGAAAUUAUUCGCACCAUAUGAUUAAAAGAACAGAUAUGACAUUUCAGAUAAAUAAAACCUAUAAAUAUUAAAAGCAUGUAACAUAAAUCAUAAUCAGCUUUUCUACUAUUUCUUAAGGAGAUUAUUUUAAAGGCUUUUUGACAACAAAAAGCCUUUGUAGACAUAGCCGUCUUAAAAUAGGGAGUAAGGGCACUUAUGAAUGAUGUGUAAUCUGGCUCUAAUGGACUAUUAUACAUAGGACAAGAUAUAAUAGACAGUUUUAACAGGAAUAUGUUGACUUGAUGUUUGUCCUCAGUUUUUGUUUGUGAGCAUAAAGUUUGUCAUGUAAAAAUUGUUUUCUUUUACAGUGUCUGUCAACAAAAAAUGUCUGCUGAUGUCCUCAAAAAAAUCAGUAACCAUAUUUAAUCAGCUUGGCUGCUUAGCUUCAGCUGUGACUCAGUUUUUCUUAGUGUCUGAGCUAAAUGAAAAGAGUGUUUGAUAGCAGCUGCCAUCUGAUUGUAUAUGAAUGUUCUAGCUUCUCCUCCAUUCACCACGUGUUACAUUAGCUUGAAGGGAUUUUUCUUUGGACCAAACAAAACGAACUGUGACAAUGCGAACUGUAGAAAGUUACAAAGUUCAGGCAGCAUGACACAUGCUGUCCUCAGAGGAACAUUUUGACAGCUUCUGUAUUGUACCUUAGAACAGUGAAAUAUUAGCAAGUAAAAUACAGACUGUUUAGGUGGAUAAAAGUAAGACUUACAUAUCCACUGUAUGGCUCAUUAAUACCUACAUCACACGUAUGUGUAUCUGCCUUGCAUGUCAACAAAAAGAGGAAGUACACUCCAGCCUUGUUAUUCUACUCAUUUAACAGUUUCAUACAGAAUUUAAAACAAUGACCCAUAACGUUCUCAAUCUUUUACAUCACUGUGAAGAUGCUCUGUCUGCACUGAUGAAGAUUCAGUCACCUUGGCAUGCCAGAUGCUUGAAACUGGAAGUGAUGGCAUGAUCUAUUAAUUAUUUUGGCUAAUACUUAUCUGACCACUUGGAGGCACCUAUAGAUCAUUGAAAUGCCAUCUCUAGAAGGUCACUUGAUCCUUUAAUAUGGGGGGAAAAAAGAGAUGGUGACAUCACGGCAAAAGUUAAACAAACCGUCCUGAUGCAGUAUAAUACUUGAUCCUGCUCCCUGUUCAAACCGGACUUGAUGUUUCACAAAAUCAGUUUUAUUUCUUCAUUUUCAGACCUGAAGUGGGAUGGUCUGUUUGCACAGUUGUUGGAGGAACCGAAGCAACAAUGCUGGUCAGAACUGGAGCACAAUUUUUAUUUAUCUGAAUAGUGUCAGAAUUGUUGCAUUUUAAACUCCAGCUUCUGUCACAAGUAGUAAUUUACCAAGGUGGUGAAUCACAGGCAGAUCAGGUUUACAAGAGAAAACUUUUAAAACUCCCCAUAAAGUGCCAGCUGGAAAGAUGCUUCUGUGAGACAUUUAUUCUAUCUUCCUCCUCCACACUGGAUAAGUUAUCAUAUAAAUCUUCACUUUGCUACAGACUUACUGUCUCUGCUUUUGUCCUGGGUAGACAGCGUUAAGCACUGAUUCCCAAGUUAGGUGCUCCAGAUGUUAUUUCUGCACUUUUUGACAACUUUCAGUUGUGAUCUUGGUUGUAUAUAUGCUUUGCAUAUUUCUCAGUUUUGGAAAGGGAAAUAAAUAAAACAUAAUGUGAGCUACAUGUCCGAACAAAACUGGAAAGUUGUAAAAAUGAUUACCGUAUAUAUGCCCUUUGGUGUUAACAAAUUACACUUUUCUGUUGAAUUGUUUGAUAUAUGCAGUUGCUGCAGUUCUGCCACAUUUAACCUAGGAUCGCAAUGAGAUUCCAGUCUCUGACUGUUGACUCCCCUUCCCCUUUCAAGUAAUCAUGUUCUAUACAUGGAUAUUUAAUAUUCAUAAUCAUGUGUCACUUUGACAUUUUCAAAAGGUUCCCAAUCACAGUCUCUGAUGGCAUCCUGUACAGGCUAUGCAUAGCAAUUUUGUCCUCUGUCAUCAAUAAUUGUAGACAUCCCUUGAGAAGUCACAUGGGGGGGCUGGUAUGUUGAGCUGAAUACAAGUCUGAAUUACCUCCAUGCAGUGUUACUGGGGUCCAGGCACAGAGAUACCCUAUCUUAAAAAGUGCUAUUAAAACACAGCUCUGCUGAUUCUGUAUCUGAAACCUGUUUGAAGUCAGUUAUCAACCUGACAGAGCUGGUGACCCAACAGCAUUGAGUGUGUAUGACGUCCAGCAGGACUCUAACAGAAAAAGACACUUUCACUGCUUCAUGCACAACAUGUAGCUCACAUUGCUGGAAUUCCUCAAGCUCCUUAUCGGAGCUCCUGUUCUGCACAGCUCCUGAGACUUAGAUUUAUUUUUCCAGCACCAUUGUAUCACGCUUGUAUUUGCUUAUUACAAUAUGUGUAAAACCCACAUAUUUCAACUGGACACAGAUGUUAAGUUUGAAAUAUCUGUCUUCUUUUUUUUUUCUGUCAACCAAAUAUUUCUAAGCUGAGGCCUGAGGGGAAAAAAGCGUAUAAGAUGCUGGUGAUGCAAGCUUCUGUCUGGAUUUCACUGGGAGAAAUUUAAUCUCAUAUCCAACAGAAAUGGACCAUCCCAGAGAGAAAACAUGGAGAGCUUAUAUUUUGUACAUAACUGUUAUGAUGAUGUGAAUAUUUCCUCUGUUAGAACAGAUUUUAUAAAUGUCAAAUAUGGUAAAUACAAUGACUAUUAAAAGUUUAGAUAAAAAAGCAAAAA